GAUCCAGUGAGGCUGCGAUCUGAACGAUCAGAAGCGUAAUGCUCUGCACUCGCUCUCCAUCUCAUCUGAUGCUCGGACUUUGUGAUUGGACAUCCUGAGAAGGAUGACUGGGAAAACUCAAACCAGCAAUAUAACAAACAAGACAGAUCCUCGCUCUCUGAAUUCCAGAGUGUUCAUUGGUAACCUCAACACUGCUGUGGUCAAGAAAACUGACAUUGAGCUAAUUUUUGCCAAGUAUGGUAAGAUCACCGGCUGCUCUCUGCACAAGGGGUUUGCUUUCGUCCAGUAUGCCUGCGAGAGGAACGCUCGCUCAGCUGUGGUUGGUGAGAACACCAGGGUGCUUGCUGGACAGACUUUGGACAUUAACAUGGCUGGAGAGCCUCGUCCUUACAGGCCAAAAGUGGGAUCCAAGCGACCCUUCUCCUUAUACAGUGGCUAUGAAUUUGAUUAUGAUUUCUACAGGAAUGAUUUCUAUACCAGGAUUUUUGACAUUCGUGGGCGAUUAGCACCAUCCCCUCGGGCUAUGAUACCUAUCAAGCAUUCCCGCUUGGUUGCACUCUCAACACGCAGGACGAAAAAGUCUUUCCAGCCAAAGAUGUCCACCUGCUCUUCUCUAAGAAGGCUGUCCUCAGUGAAAUCCGAUCAGCUCCUGACAAUCAAGAAAGAACUGUCUCAGAUCAAGAUUAAGAUUGACUCCUUACUGGGAAGGCUUGAGAAGAUUGAACGGAAGCAGUUAGCAGAAGCAGAAGCCCACUGGAAGCGCGAGAAGGCCUAUCAAUCUCUCUAUAGUGAAACCGAAGAAAAUUCUGGAGAAGAUGUGGAUCAGGAAGGGGGGUCCUGGGACGUGACAGAUGAAGGUGAUGAUGGAUAUUAUGACAGAGUAAACAAAGAACUGAUAGAAAACCCAAUAUCAGAUGUAGACAACUGAACAAGGACUGAGACCAGCGCAUCAUGUUUGGAAGAUAUCUAGCUAGAAUUGUUGACCUUUCCAUGUCAAACUCUUUAUGUAUUGAUUAAUGUAUGUACCGGUAUGUAUGUAUGUAUGUAUGUAUAUAUGAAUGUAUAAAUGUAUGUAUGUAUAUGUAUUUAUUUCGUUCAAUCAUUCUUUUUUGUAAGAAAUUUGAAAGUAUCUAUGAAGUUAUUCUGAUAUCUGCAUACAUGAUAUGUGUAAAUAGACAAAACAAAAUGGUGAAAAUGGUAACUUUGGUUUUCGGCUAUUCAACUAAAUAUGUAAAAUAAUUCAUGUAUUUUGUCUAGCAAAACAAGUGAUAAACUUAAGAGUCAUUGUCAUAAAGGUUUACAAAUAAAUGGAAAACGUUACUGUAGCCUAUGUGCAUUUUAUUUUUCGGCAUUAAAUGAUUAUGCAUAUAUUUGAAUAAUAUUUAUUGAAUGCACAUUUAUGUAUAAGUAAACUGUCAUAAAAUGAUUGAUGUCUCACACAUUUGAAAAGCUUCCUUUUACAUUUUAUCUAUUUUUUUUCUAUAUUUUAUUGUGGUUUAUCCAUCAUCUGAAAAGUGUUUAUUUUUAUGUUUAAUGUAAUAUUGCCACAAAUUUGUGAAAUAAAAUCAACCAGACAUCAACAA
Molecule: messenger RNA, 1583 nt
Organism: Rhinichthys klamathensis goyatoka
Lineage: Eukaryota; Metazoa; Chordata; Actinopteri; Cypriniformes; Leuciscidae
Gene: ralyla
Product: RALY RNA binding protein like
Exons: 9
Coding region: 104-928 (274 amino acids)
Cellular component (GO): nucleus
Molecular function (GO): RNA binding
Source: RefSeq, a predicted model, not a curated record